UACAGUUCUCCUGAAAACAGUUUGUGUGUUUAUCUGUCUGUGGAGAGUUUUCUGUUACAGGACCAAAAAGAAUCAUCUUCUAAUCAUCAGACUGAAGCGAUGUGCAGACGAGUGUGGAGGGAACUUUUAGGAUAGGAUAGGAUAAUACUUUAUUGAUCCUCAGAGGGGAAAUUCGGGCGUUGCAGCACUUUAGGGAAGUAACGGUAGAAGUGAAAUAAAAAUAGUUCUCGGUCGAAGAAAGAAGGAAGGAAGUGAAGACAUUUCACUUCUUCAUUUCAGAGUGUGUCUGCAAGUCAGUUUUCUCUUCAGAGAGAGUCCAAAUCACAGAGAGAGAGAGCUGGAAACUAAGGAUGGCAGGCUGGGACAAGAAGCUUCUGUGGUGCUUCAUGCUCCUGCUGGCAGGUGCUGCUGCUCAACCUGUCAUGUAUCCUCCUCAUGUCUGUGCUGUGAGCAGAUCAACCGUCACCCUGCCCUGCACCUUCACACCAAACGACACCUUCAAUCAUACUCCAAGUUCGGUAGAAGUUCGGAUUCAAGUGAUCAGAGUCCGCUGGUGUCAGAACCAUCAGAUUUGUCAUGGCUCGACCCCCAACGUGUACGACAGCCGCUCGCCCAACGACAACAACCAUCGUUACAGAUACCUGGGAGACCUGAAGAAGAACUGCACGCUACAGAUCAUAAACGUAAACAAGAUGGAGGACGAAGCGACUCUGCGCUUCAGGAUGGAAGUCAAUUACACUUUGGGACAUUUCACUGGAACAUCAGGAGUGAACGUCACCGUCACUGAAAGGACUAAACUGAAGAUAGUGAGCUCCAGAGACAACAGACACGUUGCAGAAGGUCAAACUGUAACACUACAAUGUUCUGCAAACUGUACAUUCAACCAGCUGGACGUCUCCUGGUUCAGGGAUGGCCAUCUCUUGUCAGAGUCUGGACCAGCCCUCCUACUCGGGCCUCUAACUGCAGAGGAUUCUGGGAACUACACCUGUAUGUUGAAGAACACAGAAAAUCUACCGUCUGAGCCGUACAGUCUGAGCGUGACGGACAAAAAGGAAGGACAGCAUGGUGACCUUCCUCUGAUCGUUGGCGUCGUGCUUGGCGUCCUUCUGGCUGUGGUCGCUCUCAUUGUGGUUCUUCUCAUCAUCAAAAGGAAGCGAGCUGCAGAGAAAAACCAGAGAGAUGUAGGAGGGGAGGAGCCACCAAAGGUUCCUGAAGAAGUCUACAGCAACAUUGUGACCUUUGACCCUCAGGGAGGAGGUCACCUCGACGUGGAGGACGUCAGCUACGCGUCUGUCCAGUUCCAACAGCAGAACCAGAGGAGAGCGCCCGAGUUAUCUGUGAUCUACAGCUCUGUCGCCAGCAGAGGCUGAUCUUCACAUCUCAGCCGCUCAGGAGUCCAUCAAACAUUAGGCUGCGUUUAUCCUCCUCUUCUUCUCACAGAAACCCUAACCCUCUCUGAAGAAGAAACACACACAAUAUCUUCUUUAGCUGUUUUCACAUCUGCACUCCUGAAAUCCUCCUGAUCUGUUCACACAUGCACCUCACAGCAGAGACUAUCCCUGUCAGACAGGAUGGGGGGGGGGGAGGGGGGGGGGGGUCGAUACAUGAUGUAAAAAAAACGAAAAAGGAAGUAGCAGAUAAAGCAUCAGAGUCCUCCAUAUGUCUCUAUGAUGAUAAUAUGUGUCUUUCUAUCAAUGCUGUAGUUGAAGAGAAUCUCAGUGAACUAAAGAGUGGAGAAGAACAAACUGGAGAACAGGAAACAUGCAGCAGCAGGUUGAUUAGAGCACGGAGAUGGUAGAGGUGGCGUGCAGACAGUCUAUGGUCGUGCAGCGAUCACAGGGAAUAAAGGUCACCACCCCCUCCCACUGGCUCCUCCCACUGGCUCCAGGUGAAUUGUCCUGAUUAUAUCCUGCUGUGUUCUCACUCUGAACACUUCAGUGCUCACUAAAUGAACUUCAGAUUUCUGUUAUUUCAGGUUCUUCUGUUUCUUGGUGCACAGUAAUAUAUUCAAUGAUGUGACAUGUUUUUGUAAAUAAAGUUUUGAUUUGACUGAA
Messenger RNA from Labrus mixtus (cuckoo wrasse), 2054 nucleotides. RefSeq names its product leucine-rich repeats and immunoglobulin-like domains protein 1. The coding region runs from base 351 to 1370 and encodes 339 amino acids. The record is from RefSeq and is a predicted model, not a curated record. Lineage: Eukaryota; Metazoa; Chordata; Actinopteri; Labriformes; Labridae. The transcript has 7 exons.